Messenger RNA from Tuber aestivum (summer truffle), 1248 nucleotides. The record is from the annotation of a GenBank genome assembly. Lineage: Eukaryota; Fungi; Ascomycota; Pezizomycetes; Pezizales; Tuberaceae.
UCUGGUUCAGUGUCUUGGCGUCCGAUAAGUUUGUCGCAGAACUACCCCACCACCGGCACCACCACCGGCACCACCACCACCAUCACCACCCCGCUUCGAUACCGCUACGCAUACCAUACCACCACAGUCAGGGGUGCCCCAGCGCCGGAGGCCAUGACAGAAGACACCCCAAUGCCACUCCUCCUCUCCACCGCGCUGCCGGAUAUCACCAGACUGGCCAUAGAAUCCCCUAGCACCCCAACCCCACCAAAGGACCCGAAGGCUCCCAAAGACCCCACGCCCUUCAGGUUCGGCACUCGCCUGCUCACUGACCCAUCUAGUGUCUUUGAACACAACGCCUGGGACCAUGUCGAAACCGACGAAGCCUACCGCGCAACGUCAGCCGCGCAAAUCUCCUUCCAGCGAUCACGGCCGGUGGACCCCUUCAACAAGGAGCGCUUCAACAGUGACCCGGCAAAGUGGUGGGAUGACUUCUAUAAGAACAACACGACGAACUUUUUCAAGGACCGGAGGUGGCUGCACCAGGAGUUCCCGCUGCUGGAAACGCUGACGAGCCAGGGCGCUGGCAGAGCUAACAUCGUGGAAUUGGGAUGCGGGGCUGGGAAUACCUUGUUCCCGGUGCUGAGGCUCAACAGGAAUGAGGAGCUCUGCAUACAUGGGUGCGACUUUAGUCGCAAGGCAGUGGAGUUGGUGUGUGCGCAGGAGGAGUUUAGGAAGGAGGUGAAGAGUGGUAGGGUUCGUGCUUCCGUGUAUGACCUUUCGCAGAGGGACACUUUGCCCGAAGGGGUGGAAGAGGGGAGUGUGGAUGCGGUUAUUAUGGUGUUUGUGUUUUCCGCGUUGAGUCCUGAGCAGUGGGCUGAUGCGCUCGCGAACGUUCGCAAGAUGCUGAAGAAGGGUGGGAAAGCCCUGUUUAGGGAUUACGGACGCGGGGACUUGGCGCAGGUUAGGUUUAAAGCUGGACGCUAUCUCGAGGAAAACUUUUACGUACGUGGGGACGGGACGAGGGUGUACUUUUUCGACGAGGAUGAGUUGAGGUGGAUAUUUGCUGGAGAGAUGAAGGUGGAGGUCGGGGACCCAGAUAAAGGCGAUAAGCAGCAGGGGGAAGACGGAGAGCGGAGUACAUUUCCGAAAGGCGACUUUGGCGGCUUCAGAAUCAACGACAUGGGCGUGGACCGGAGAAUGCUGGUUAAUAGAAAGACACAGGUGAAGAUGUACAGGUGCUGGAUGCAGGCGGUUUUCGAAAAGUUA